Entrophospora sp. SA101 is the source of this 402-nucleotide messenger RNA. Lineage: Eukaryota; Fungi; Glomeromycota; Glomeromycetes; Entrophosporales; Entrophosporaceae. The record is from the annotation of a GenBank genome assembly.
AUGAAAACCAGUAGGUCUAUUAGAAAUAUGGUGUUAAUUUAUGCAUUUGAUGGCUUAAACGAUAUUCAUGCAUUAGACUAUCAAACAAUUGAUAAUAAAACAUAUGAAUUAUUAACACAUGAAGUUUUAAGCAAUUACAAAGAUUUAUUUAUUGAUAAUAUUAAUAUAAGGAUAUCUCUUGAUAAUUGGAAGUCUAACAAGGCUAAAAAUUUUAAUGAUCUUUCUGAUUACAACAUCAUAAAUAUAACCAGUGGCUCUGGAAGUAAAUUUAUUAAAUCAUUUACAAUCAACAUUAGUAGUGAAAUAAACAAAAUUCUCUUGAAACCUGUAAAAAAGGAAUACCUUGAAAUCAAAAAUCUCAUCUUAGAAAUCUUAAGGUAUGCUACAUUGAAAGAAAGAUAA